Molecule: messenger RNA, 2264 nt
Organism: Trichomycterus rosablanca
Lineage: Eukaryota; Metazoa; Chordata; Actinopteri; Siluriformes; Trichomycteridae
Gene: slc46a1
Product: solute carrier family 46 member 1
Exons: 6
Coding region: 1-1443 (480 amino acids)
Biological process (GO): transmembrane transport
Cellular component (GO): plasma membrane
Molecular function (GO): transmembrane transporter activity
Source: RefSeq, a predicted model, not a curated record
AUGGACGAGGACUCGGACACGAGAGAGAUCGUAGCUGCAGACUCACUGAGUCCGGUGGAGGAGCAGCAGGAGGUUCAGGUGGUGAAAAGCCGCUCUUCGCCAUUUACAUGUCCGCUUUCUAUAACAGUCGAGCCGGUGCUCUUCCUCUCCACCUUCUCACUGGCACUGCAGAUGCCCCUUUACACUCAGUACCUGUGGGAACGUAUAAGCGAGGAUUUAGGCUACAACGGGACGAAAGGAGGAGGAGGAGGAGGAUGCGGCAACUCGUCUGCUCCACACGACGGACUUCAGAAGGAUGUGGAGACUCUGACAGCACACUGGAACCUGUAUAUCAAUCUAGGAGGUUUUCUUGUAGGCCUUUUUGUUGUGAUUCUUCUGGGUUCAUGGAGUGAUCGCGCAGGUCGCCGCCUUGUCCUGAUUCUUCCCAGUCUGGGUCUGGCCAUCCAGGCUAGCAUUUACUUGAUUGUCAUGUACCUGAAGCUGCCAGUGGCGUGGUUUUUGUUGGGCCGGAUCUGCAGUGGCCUCUGUGGGGAUUUUAAUGCAAUCUUGGCUGGCUGCUUUGCUUAUGUGGCGGAUACCAGUGACAGGCACUCUCGGACCUUUCGAGUGGCAAUACUUGAGGCAUGUCUGGGUCUCGCUGGCAUGUUUGCAAGUAUAAUAGGUGGCAAAUGGAGACACGCACAGGGGUAUAUCAACCCUUUUUGGCUGGUUCUGGUCACAAAUCUGGUCACUGCCCUAUACGCCUACCUCUUCGUUCCUGAGACUGUAACUCCUGAUCCUGCAGCCAAGCUGUUCUCCACCCAGCAUCACAAAGCUGUUUACAGACUGUAUACGACUGGAGGGCAGGGAGGGUACAGGACCAGGCUAUGGCUUUACUCACUUUGCUUUUUCCUGGUGGUCACUGUGCAUUUUGGCUCGAGAGAACUGUAUGUACUCUACGAGCUGAGCACCCCUCUUUGCUGGGACUCGGAGCUGAUCGGCUAUGGCUCUGCAGCUCAACACCUGGCAUACCUGAGCAGCCUGCUGAGCCUGAGGCUUUUACAGCACUGCAUCGAUGACUCCUGGGUGGCUAUCCUGGGCCUGAUUUCCAACAUAGCUGGCUUGGUGGUGUUUUCAAUAGCGGACACAACAGCUCUUAUGUUCACAGGGUAUGGGCUGUGUUUCCUCCUGAUGGCCUCCACUCCAGUCCUGAGAUCCAAACUGUCUAAACUGGUGGACCCUUCAGAGCAAGGUGCUCUGUUUGCUUCAGUCGCUUGUGUAGAGGGCCUGUGCUCACUGGUAGCCAGCGGAAUUUUUAAUUCUUUGUAUCCCGCCACCUUACACAUACUGAAGGGCUUUCCUUUUCUCUUCGGAGCCAUAAUCCUCCUCAUCCCUGCUGGAAUUAUUGGGGCCUUGUGGUGCCAAGAGCGAAGGGUCAACCACAGGGAAAAUGGACUGAAAUAAUAUUUUCUAUGCAAGAUUAAUGGCACUGAAAUGGUCAGUGAUAAUUAUGAUUGUUGCUACAACAUAUUUGGUUGUUUUUUCAUUACAUGUACCUAGAAGUUUUAAUUUAUGCAGUAUUACAAUGAAUAAAGGGAAUUGUGUCAUGUCAAAAAGUACAAAACAAUCUAUUUUUUCAAUAUUCACCUGUUUUUUUUUUUUGGAUGGCACUUGGGUGUACUCAGCCAUUUAAGUGUUUUUGCAUUAAAGGUGUAAACAAAGCUCAUCAGAAGACCAUCAAAAUUGUCUGGUGGCGUUUCUGAUGGUUUUAUAUUUGUCCAAGAGUGCUGACUGUCCUGGAUCUUCCUUUACAAGAUUUGUGAGAUCAUGCUGAGAUAAUAUGGAACUUGGAUAUGGAACUUCUGGAGUCCAAACCAGUUCAAGUGUAUGCUGUCAUUGGAUCAAAAUGAUAGCACAAAUAAAUGCUACAAAAUGCCAAGGAAUUUAAAAAUGUGUGUUUUUUCUAAAAUGUGUUUUUAAAGCCUAGGCUAAAGCUACUUAGCGCUAACCCUAUGCUUUUAAUAUCUAGCUUAUUCAUUACUUUAUGGCUGUUGCACAAUCUGGCAGUUUAUCGAUCUUAUACUGAGACUCGUGCCAAAUCCUGUCUAAAACAGCUUACUGAACAGAGCUUUGUCACUGGUGUCAGUUUUUUCUUAACUUUGGAGUAUAAAAAGUUUAAACAUUUUCUAUUUUUAUGACUUUAUAAAUAUUUUAUUGGAUCAUUAAACUCCUGCGAAAACAGUGUUUCUACACAGUGGAAUUGUUUUUUUAUUAAAAUAUCCAGC